Aspergillus luchuensis is the source of this 399-nucleotide messenger RNA. RefSeq lists its product as uncharacterized. The record is from RefSeq and is a predicted model, not a curated record. The coding region runs from base 1 to 399 and encodes 132 amino acids. Lineage: Eukaryota; Fungi; Ascomycota; Eurotiomycetes; Eurotiales; Aspergillaceae. The transcript has a single exon.
AUGCUCGUGCAUAAAGAGGAUCCUGAAGAGAACUGCCUGAUACACUACAUGUACCCCUUGAACAUCACUUCCUUAAUGUUGGUAUUCCAAGAUAUUACGGGUUCACUUGCUAUCAAUUGGCCUGGCUCAGAUGACUCGACGGAUGACCGAAGCAAUAUACAUCGAAAGCAUGACCAGCUACAGCCAAUCUGUCUGUUCGUGGUCAAUGCUCAUGCGGCGUAUACGCUCGAUGGAUGGAUGGAUGAGAUGAUCAUUGCAAUUCAAUUUCAUGAUAAUGAAGACAGCCAGCCGUGGGGAGUGCUUCUACAGGGCUUCUCCAUACCUCUUCUAGUGUGUCUGCUAUCAGUGAUGGAAAAGGUCACAAACCUACGUCAGAAGAGAUCCGAAAGACAGUCGUGA